GAGCGGAAGUGAGUGCUGGAGCCGUCCGCCAUUGUGUGCGCGGGUGCGAGAGCCGGCGGAGCAACCGACACGUAGCUGAGAGGCCGAGCCGGCGGGAGGGGGGCAUCGAGCUGAACCGAGGUGACCGAGCAACGGCGAGCGGAGCCCGGGAACUAGUACCGACAGACGCAGCGCCGCCGCCUCCUGGGAAGUGACCGUCACUCGGGCCGCCGCCGCCAGGGUUCAAGCUGAGAAAAAGGCGGUGAGAGAGAGAGAGACAGAGACACACACACACACACACGGAGACCGAGAGAGAGAGAGAGCGCUCGAGCCCGUCUCUUUAAUGAAGAAUGUCCGCUACCAGCGUGGAUCAGUUCAAAACGGUUCGAUGCAUCAGAAGGACGCAGUGAAUGAUGACGAUUUUGAACCUUAUCUAAGCAGUCAGACAAAUCAGAAUAACAGCUACCCACCAAUGUCAGACCCAUAUAUGCCCAGUUACUAUGCUCCUUCGAUUGGAUUUCCAUAUUCACUUGGUGAGGCCCCCUGGUCAACUGGGGGUGACCCUCCAAUGCCAUACUUGACUGCAUAUGGACAAAUGAGCAAUGGUGAGCAUCACUUUAUACCAGAUGGUGUAUUUAGUCAACCUGGGGCCUUGGGGAGCACCCCACCAUUUUUGAAUCAGCAUGGAUUUAAUUUUUUUCCUGGAAAUGCAGACUUUUCUACUUGGGGGGCAAGUGGAUCUCAGGGACAGUCAACACAAAGUUCUGCAUAUAGCAGCAGCUAUGGCUACCCACCCAGUUCUCUUGGUAGAGCGAUAGCUGAUGGACAAGCUGGAUUUGGCAAUGAUACUUUGAGCAAGGUGCCUGGUAUAAAUAGCAUUGAGCAAGGUAUGCCCGGACUAAAAAUUGGAGGAGAUAUGACAACAGCUGUUACUAAAACAGUGGGCUCUGCUCUUAGUGGUACCGGUAUCUCCAGUGGCAUUGUUGCAAAUAACAUACCAGCAACAAAUAAUUCAGCACCUAAACCAACAUCAUGGGCUGCUAUUGCUAGGAAGCCCGCAAAGCCUCAGCCGAAACUAAAGCCUAAGACUAGUGUGGGAAUAGGUGGAGCCGCAGUACCACCACCGCCUAUAAAACACAACAUGAAUAUUGGCACUUGGGAAGACAAGGGAACUGUGGCCAAAGCCCCACCUACACAGCAUGUAAUGCCUCCUCAAACUGUUGUCCAACAUCAACUUGUCCAACAUCAACUUGUCCAACAGCAGCUUGUCCAACAGCAACUGGUCCAACAGCAACUUGUCCAGCAGCCGAUCACAAUUCAGACUCAUCCACCUCAGCAACAGCUGCAGCAGCAGCAAGGGCCUCAGCAACAACAACAGUCCCAAGUUCAGUCACAGCCCCAAAACCGCUGGGUGGCUCCUCGUAACAGGGCAACAGGUUUUGCUCAGAACAGUGGGACGAAUAGUGAGAGCUUUGGUUUGGGUAUGGCAACGUUGAGCUCUUCACCAUCAGGAAUAGAUGUACACCCUGUGUUGGAAAAACUGAAAGGCAUGCACAACUACAACCCCAAAGAUUUUGAUUGGAGUCUAAAGACUGGGCGAGUAUUUAUAAUUAAAAGCUACUCUGAGGAUGAUAUACAUCGUUCUAUCAAGUACUCUAUCUGGUGUAGUACUGAGCAUGGUAAUAAACGCUUGGAUGCUGCUUUCCGUUCCCUGAAUGGUAAAGGGCCGCUCUAUUUACUUUUUAGUGUAAAUGGAAGUGGACAUUUUUGUGGAGUGGCUGAGAUGAAGUCAGCGGUGGACUACAAUGCUUAUGCUGGAGUCUGGUCGCAGGACAAGUGGAAGGGCAAAUUUGAGGUUAAGUGGAUCUUUGUGAAAGAUGUACCGAAUAACCAACUGCGACAUAUUCGAUUGGAAAAUAAUGAUAACAAGCCGGUUACCAACUCGAGGGACACACAAGAAGUGCCCCUGGAGAAAGCCAAGCAAGUGCUUAAAAUAAUUGCUACUUACAAGCAUACCACCUCAAUCUUUGAUGAUUUUGCACAUUAUGAAAAGCGUCAAGAGGAGGAGGAAGCCAUACGUAGGGAGCGGAACCGAAGCAAAUAACUGUAGAGCUGCUCUUCUAGAACUACAACACUAAUGAUACAGACCUUGGAAAUGCCUGGUAUAUCCAAGGAACAAUGGUUAUUGGAACUUUUCUGCUCGAGGCAUCCUCUUGUGAACACUCUUGAACUUUUGAGAUUGGCUUUCCUUGUUGGUUCUCAUUGCUGUGUUUGCCCUUAUACUCUUGUCUCACAAAACACACUUGAGCGCUGUUAACUUUGUCAAGCACUUUCUACCUUCCUAAAGCUUUUAUCAAUAACUGAUGUCUUUCUAAAUUCAACCUCUUAGUUGAAAUCCAGAAGAUUGAGUGAAUGUGAGAAACCAUUUUAACUUUUUGGGAUUUGUUUAAUACUAACAAUUAACAAGUGUAGUUGGGUCAAUAUGAGGUUUCACAUUGCUUUGCUCUUCAGCCUAUAUUUUUGUGUUGUAGGAUUUAUUUUUAAUUUGUUAAUUUUAGCUCAACAAACCCAAUUUGGAUAUCAUGCCAUAUUUAGUUUUAACUAAUGAAUCCAAACAUUAUGCCUAUGUGAAAACUAUUGUAGUAAAUGAAGCAAAUUGUCAGUUAAUAUUUUGCCAAUGUGAAACCAACCAGAAGUUAUGCAAGAUUUUCUUUUCCUGAAAUGAUCUCCUGGUUUUAAAUUUUGUUUUCUUUACUAAAAAUGAUUAAUAUGCAACUCAGUGGAUAUCAUACCGCUUGAGUGGAAUGUUUAUUUUUCUUGUACUAUGGAUUAUGACAAUAGGCUCAGAAAAAUGCAUUUGUGUGUUGGAGGAGUUGCUGGUUGUUUGAUGCCACCCACCAUUGAUAAAAUUGUCUACAGUAAGUGUACCUCCACUUGAUUUGAACUUUUUAGACUUGUGUAAUGUCAUUUAAAUACUAGCUUUGAAUGUUUGCCUCUGGCAGAUUACUAUCAUGGAAGUAAAGAUUUUUCUCCUAGUUGAUUCACUAGCUUAAUAAAUACAAUACUUGUUUAGCAAGUGUUAUGGCAUCAAUUAAUUUGCAAUGUGGGUUCACACAUUUCAUGUUUCUGUAUACUCCUUUACAAGUAUGGAAACCAACCAGUCUGGGAGACCACUGAACCCAUGGGCUCCUACUUACACUACAGCUGUAUUGGAUCUGAUUGCCUUAAUUUAUAAUAACGUAUUCUCAGAAGAUACCAAUACACUAAGGAAAACAUGCAAUUGUUUUACAAGCACAAAACAUAAAUCACUGUUUCUAUUGCUGAAGAUCAUUUGACUUACUGUAAAGCACAACAUUGCAUUCUCCUAAAUUUGAGUUUGGCAAUACCAAACUCGAUUCUGGAGAUGUUGUGUGCUUAUAUCUUACAAAAUUAGGGUUCCAUGUGCCUUCCAUAUUCAGGAGUAUGGUUCCCUACUAGUUCAAAUCUGUACUGUUGUAAAACUGAGGGCUUAGCCAAUAACCCAUCUUUUUGUUUUAUUUGUUAAAAGGUAGUGCAUAUUCUGGCAUUCAUUGGAUAAAUUUAGUGUUUACAGAGUGUAAAAUAACACAUAUGAGAUCCAAGCAACCGUUCAUGUAUAAUAUAUAUUUAUAUAUAUAUAUAUCUUUCUCUUUAUAUAUACACAUAUAUAUGUGUGAAAAAUGCUGGAAAAUUGUAGUAAAAUAGAAAUGCAGAAAAUUCAGUUACUUAGCAUCUGAAUAAGAAAAAAAAGGAUAUUUUAGGUACGAGAUCUACAUCAGAUCUAAUAUGUCUAAUUUCUGUUCAGUUACUAUUUAGAGAAAGCCCUGAUUCAAGCAUAGUAAUUGACAAACUGGUCCAUCAUGUCAACUGUCAUCAACUGGUGCAUUUCUGCCCAAGACUUUUACUCGUAUAUAUGUGAAGUGUAAAGUCUAGUUUAUUUCACAGCAGUAGAUGAGCCUAUUUCUCUAUAUAGAAGUACUCUUUCACAAAUUUUUAAAUGUAAAAGACCCCUUGGUUUUCCCUUUGACAUUUGACAAACUUACUCCUUCUGUUUCCACUUGGUCAGCCCGAAUAAGAGACUGCAACAGUAUUGAAAAAUUGCACGUGAACUAAUUCCAUUCUAGUACUGUAGUUGUGUUUUAAAAAUAUUGCUUUAAUAAAAUGAGUUCAGAAGCCUCAUUCCACAUGUGCUUAGUAUCCAUUUAUCUCCAGGAUCAUGGUUUGAACUCAUACAUUUGGUGCAUAACCCCUAUAACAUUAUACCAGCACCAGUGUGGCUUAACUCUUAAGUGAUUCACAACAAAAGAACAUGCAGCUGGGAGCUUUAUCAUGACAAGGUUCCAUAUUUUUAUGAUGGUAAGGAUUUAAUUUAAAUGUUAAUCUACCGCCUUUUAACUUGUGUCUUGGAACAGUGCUUAAAUUGUGGGGUAACAAGCAAGAGAAUGUUAAGAAAAAUGGAAUUUGCAGUGAAAACUCAUGUGUACAGCAUUGUAUCUAUUGUAUUAAAAUGAAAUUAUUGCAUGAGUGAAAAAUAUGCACAAGAGUUUUUGCUUCAGAACACUAUUCCAUUUGUUAGCUGGAACUUACUGUGUGAAAGAAUGUCAAGUCCUGGGGCUUUUGUAUACCCUAGUGGGAAUCCUUCUGUUGGUGUUGUGUUGGUGUGACUCGUUUUUGUUUAGUGAAAGUAAUUUUGGAAUAGAUUUAUAAAACUGAACUUUUAUUAUUCAGGUAAUUACCCAGGAAACACAGGAAAGUUGUAACCAUAAAUUUUAAAUCUCAUAAUGUUUAGACAAAAGUAGAAUUCAGGCAAAAUCUGUCACAUCCAGUGGUUUUCUUCUGGUAUGCAACUUGAAAAUUGACCUUGUGUAGUCGUACUAAAAAUUGUUGUUUUCUCUUACAUAAAUAAAACAUAAUUUACAUGUUA
Messenger RNA from Callorhinchus milii (elephant shark), 4921 nucleotides. RefSeq names its product YTH N(6)-methyladenosine RNA binding protein 3 (gene ythdf3). Gene Ontology annotation, biological process: mRNA destabilization. Lineage: Eukaryota; Metazoa; Chordata; Chondrichthyes; Chimaeriformes; Callorhinchidae. The transcript has 4 exons. Gene Ontology annotation, cellular component: cytoplasm. Bases 323 to 2083 code for a protein of 586 amino acids. Gene Ontology annotation, molecular function: mRNA binding; N6-methyladenosine-containing RNA reader activity. The record is from RefSeq and is a predicted model, not a curated record.